ACUGUUUUAUCUUGGUAAAAACGAAGCAAGAUUUUGGAUUGGGUAUUGUGAAAGCUGUUUGUUUUUGUACAUGCAUGUACAAUAGUUUUAUCAGGUUUUAUUUGCUUCUAAAAUGCACAACUUACUCAGUAUCACGAAUGAACAAGAUAUCAAGCAGAUAUUCCACUUGCUUAUUGACUAUCUAUUGGAGGUACCAAAAACAAAUGGAACUAAGUUGAAACUUCAAUUGUUGCUCAAUCUCUCCAGUGCUGCAGUUGAUUUUAGCGUUACAAUAAAACUGAUAGAGUCAAUAAUCCGUCAGUAUUGUCUGGAGGAAAUCAACGAAACAGAGCUGAAGGCACAUUUUCAAGGACUCAGUGCGGGUAUGCAGCAAACCUUGUUGCGCACGGUCGACCAGCGGAAGUCGGAAAUUGCACAGUUUCUGAUCAAUGAAAUCAACGCUAGGAACAAUUUGCUGAUGGAGUCGUUCGAUUGGGACGUCAAGUGGAUUAUGGGGAAUAGCAGUGUGGCAUCGAUGCGAGAGCAAAUCGCCACGGUGGUACUAAACUGUCGCGGAAAAGAUCAACAUUUGAAGACGGUAAGGUUUGAAAUGAAACGAGAAAAGCUGAAUGAGUUAAUAAAAGUGUUAGAGGAAUGCAAUUUAGAAGAUUCCAAAUAAGGUAAGAUACGCAUUAUAAAUAAGAGAAAACUAUACAUAAAAAUAUUUUAUUUUCGACCUA
Messenger RNA from Wyeomyia smithii (pitcher-plant mosquito), 719 nucleotides. Its product is annotated as COMM domain-containing protein 8-like. The transcript has 2 exons. Lineage: Eukaryota; Metazoa; Arthropoda; Insecta; Diptera; Culicidae. Bases 113 to 658 code for a protein of 181 amino acids. The record is from RefSeq and is a predicted model, not a curated record.